AUGGAAACGCAAACAGCCGCCAGGCCGUCCAUGCACGGGAAGACGGGCUCGUCGGGUUCAAUAAAGUACAGUCUCCCAGGAUCGCCUACACUCACAAAUCCAGACAUGAUAUUGCCCGACUACGACGACCCGAUGUCCCCCGACCGAUCCAGCUCGCCCUUGACUAUGUGGAAGAAUAGCCAGUUCGACUUGAAUAAUGGACAUAUGUACAAUACGGGUUCAGCCACUCCAACCACGCCAAUCAUUUACGGAAAUGGCACAAUGUUGUCAGAUAUUGGCGAGGUUACCGAGGCGGAGAGUACAAUUGGCCCUGCCAAAUCAAGGAUCAACUACCACAACAACUUUGCGGUAAAGCACCCGUCCAAUGCCUUUGCAUACGAGGCAAUGAAGAAAAAGAAACCGGAUCAAAGAGCACGGGAUCGCGAACGGCGUCUCUCACUGGAAUCGGGCAGCACAAUAACAAAUGGCGAUCAACCUGGGAGACUUCUCGAUUUUGAUGAUUCUGUCAGUGUGGAUGAUAGCAACUUUCAGGGCGACGACGAAGACAGCGUCGCCGAGUCCUAUAUAUUUGAGGACAAUGGAGGCAGCCGGACCCCGCCUGCACGGGAAUUCGCAAAAGGCAUUGGGCCCGAUGCGGAGGAGCGGUACUCAACAGCAUUGAGCCGUAGAGCAGAGCAAAUUCUUGCCAAUGCUAAGCGGAGGUUGACGACCAUGGAAGGCAAUUUGCAUCGCGCUCGCUCGUCGUUGUCUGUCGAUUCGGGCUCGGAGCCUUCUCCGCCAUUCUCAAGGCCGGGAACCGCAAUACAUCGAGGCCCUGAAGUGGCACUUGCCAAAUCAUUCCUAGGCCAUAAUCGGAUCUCUAGCGAAAACAACAUCCAAAGUGAAUUUAAGCCUGCUACACUAUCUCCAAGGUCUUCAAGUGCACUAGGUGUAACAGGAAGUUACAGGCAACUCUUGCUCAGUUCUCGAAGCGUGGACUACAAGCGGGACAGCCCGCAACUCGACAAGCCUCUGGGGAACCCAGUCUAUGGAAAUACAACAUUUUCCAAGAGUAAAACAUCACUGCACGAUAGCAAGUAUACCUUCGAACCUCUAAGUGAGGAUGAAGCUGCGAAAGUUACAACGACACCACGACAAAGUCUUGAAAAUGCAAAAUUAAAUACUUUCUUAAGCCCCACGUUUGGCUCAUUUGACGACAAAGGUUUGAGGCGAUCCGCUUCGACUGCUCAGAUGAAGGACAUCAAAGACACCAUGCAAGAGCUGAAAGGACGGUUGUCGAGUCUGAGGGAUCAAGCUCGUGCAGAUAGCAUGAAACGACGGAGUAUGCAAAGUUUACGCAACUCCAGCCCGUUCACACAUGCAAGGGAGUUUAGCGAAGACAGCACGACGGAAUAUGUGGGCGGAAAGAGCAUGAAAGAGAUCAGGAAGUGGAACGAUGGAGUGGAAAGUUUGCACGAGAGCGACAUUGGCGAAAAGCUUGAAGAAGAAAUCGAUGACAACGUUUCGAUCAUCAGCGGGUCAAUCUACUCUCAACAAACAGCUUCACCCCGUACGAGUCCAACUCAAGAGGAUGAAGCAUCUAGCAGGACUCCAACGGAUGCGAGCUCGCUGAUUCAAGUUGCUGAUAUCGGGCAAGGCCUAGAUGACCAGGAUGAUAUGAAGACCGAGGAUGGAUAUAUCGAUGACGAUGAUCAUUCCGAAUUUCAGGAUAUCGUUAGUGAAAGCGGCGAGUCAGAUUAUCAUGACACUGUACAGAACCAACUUUCCCACGAAGACCGAGAGGAUGCAUUUGAUUAUGAGCACUUUUUCCUGCAUAGCGCAAUGGGAAGCAUGAGCCAGAAGAAGUUGAGAAAAAGAGCCAGCCAGGACAGCUUUAGCUCUGAGGACUCGGCAGAGACGACCAGAGGCCCAACAACGAACGGCGAAUAUCGACGACAGAGUAGAAGAGGAAGCAAUGCUUCCUUGUCUUCCGUGGACUCGUUCCUUACUGCCACUGAAGGUAGAACCACUCGAGCAGACAACGACAUUAUGGAGUACUUUCCAGAGCAGGUGAUCAUGCAGAUGGACGCACUACCAGAAAGGGCGGGCUCACACACACCAGAUACGGCACAACGCGCAACGUUUGACCUGGGCAGACCCAGUUCCAACUUGGAUCAUGCUCAACCUCGUGCCUCGAUCGUUCAGCGACCAUCUAGCAGUGCCGCAACCUUCACCCACCGGCCAUCGGUAUCAUCAAUGGGAUCGACCGGUACAAACAGGAGUUUCCCCUUAAUCAACAAACCCAAAGUCUCGAACGGUAUCCUGACGCCGCGCGACUCACCAGAUCAAGGGUUGAAGAAGAUAUCGGAAUCCCUCAUGAGCGACGCAGCAAGCAUAUGCGAAAGUGCCAAUCUUGGCGAAAAACCCAUUGGUAUGCUUGCAAAAGAAGACCAAAUUUUGGUCGAACGACUUGUUGCCAGCUUGGGCAAAUGCGUGCUCGGCUUGACUGAGAACGGACGUGCAAGCACUGAAGCCCGGCAGUUUAGAAGAAGAAUCGAGACUGCCAGGCAAACAUUAGAAGGGCUUGAUCGAACCAUAUAA
This is a messenger RNA of Truncatella angustata, 2580 nucleotides long. RefSeq lists its product as uncharacterized. The record is from RefSeq and is a predicted model, not a curated record. The coding region runs from base 1 to 2580 and encodes 859 amino acids. Lineage: Eukaryota; Fungi; Ascomycota; Sordariomycetes; Amphisphaeriales; Sporocadaceae. The transcript has 2 exons.